Salarias fasciatus (jewelled blenny) is the source of this 3100-nucleotide messenger RNA. It is a transcript of the gene arhgef38, whose product is annotated as Rho guanine nucleotide exchange factor (GEF) 38. Gene Ontology annotation, cellular component: cytoplasm. Gene Ontology annotation, molecular function: protein binding; guanyl-nucleotide exchange factor activity. The record is from RefSeq and is a predicted model, not a curated record. The transcript is spliced from 14 exons. Lineage: Eukaryota; Metazoa; Chordata; Actinopteri; Blenniiformes; Blenniidae. Bases 162 to 2606 code for a protein of 814 amino acids. Gene Ontology annotation, biological process: intracellular signal transduction.
CAGUACACCUGUUGCACUUCCCAGGCUCUCUCUCUCGCUCUCUCUCUCUCUCUCUGCCUCUGUCUAUCUCUGCUUCUCUUUCUUUUUUUCUUUUCCCGCUUUUUUCCCUUCUUUUUCUCCUUCACUGGGUCGAAAGCACAGAAGUAUCUGAGGGCCUCACCAUGGAUUCCAAAGAGGCCGCAGGGGCCGAGAAGGAGAAGGAGAAAGAGAAGGAGAGGGUGAUAAAGAGGAGGAACCGGCCUGUGUUUCUGCGUUACCUGGAGAGGAGACGGACGGACACCAUUGUGCCUGACGAUAUGGCCAAAGGUGACAUCAACCUGGGGACGCUGGUGAGGAGGAGUCAGUCUGACAAGACGGAGUACAGCGCCAAACUUAAAGAGAAAAUGACGUCGCACGACCUGUCCACGCCUCUCUCUCCUGCUCUGGAACCAGAGGAAGUCCGAACGAGAAAGAUGAAGCGCAGGGCCAAGGUCAUCCAGGAGCUUGUGCAGACUGAAAAGGACUACCUCACUGACCUUGAGCUGUGCAUCAGAGAGGUGGUCCAGCCUCUGCGGAAUCUGCAGGUUAUGGAUGUCGAUCGACUGUUCACCAACAUGGAGACAGUGUGUGAGGUUUCUGCAGCUCUUCUUCACCGGCUGCACGAGGCCGUGGCAGAGCCCGAUCCAGAGGCAGUCAUCAUAGGUGAAGUAUUUAUCCAGGCGAAGGCAGCUUUAGAAGAUGUGUACAAGAUUUACUGUUAUCACCAUGACGACGCCAACAUGUCGCUCAAGUCCUACGAGAAAGAGGAAGAAAUCAAACAACAUUUUACCGCAUGUGUAUUUGAACUGAAGAAAAUCUACGACCAAGAAGGGAAACCUAAUUUGAUAGACAUGGGUUCACUGAUCAUCAAACCCGUCCAGAGGAUCAUGAAGUAUCCACUGCUGCUCGGGGAGCUGUGGCAGGCCACACCUGAAGACCACCCUGACCACCAGCCGCUACAGGAGGCCUUCACCCUGGCCAAGAUCAUAAACGUCAACAUCAAUGAGUUUAGAAGACGUAAAGAUAUAGUAAUGAAGUACAAGCGGUUGGAAGAUGAAGGCACACUGAGAGGAAAACUGAACAAGUUCAACAUUCACUCUAUUCGGAAGAAAGGAGACAGGUUUGCUGGUUAUCUCAAGAUCCUCACUGGGGUGGAACCACAGGUGAGGGAUGAAAUAUUCGAUCGUGAGGAGAAGCUGUUCCGCUGUCUGGAAAAAGCUGUGAGACAGCUGGUCAAAAACGUUUACUGUUGCCUGCAGCAUACUCAGGAAAUGGUGUCUGUGGCUGCUCAGAAUGCGCAGGACAUGAAAAAUAUCAGCAAAGACUCAAACAAAAUUGACACAAAUUCAAGCUCAUUGCACUGUAAUGGCAAUGAUCCCUACAAGCACUUUAAAGACAGUAUGGAGCGCCUGGUCCUCACCCCGCUCGCCGCCCUGCAGGGAACCUUCACAGCCCCUCAGAAGCUCAUCCAGAAACGUUACGACAAACUGCUGGAUUACUGCAGCCGCCUGGAGCGCUCCUCCUCUUUCUCAUCCUCCUCUUCCACCACUUCGUCCUCUCCCUCGCUGGUUUUAGAGGAGCCGCCUGGUCCCGCCAGGAGGGACUACGAGGCCCUGAACGCUUUGCUGGUGGAGGAGCUGCAGAAGUUCAACACGGCCGCCUACGCCAUCUUGACCAACAGCGUGACGUAUUUAGUGGUUCUGCUGCGAGGACUGAUGAGCAACAUGCUGGUUGGUGCUCCGUCCAUCCGUCAGCUGCCGGCUCCGCUAUCAAACAUAGCUGAAGUGCAAAACAGCAUCAUGGACGAGCUGAACAACCUGACUUUUGUCAAGGACAAUGCACAGAAGUUAAUGGAGCGGAAAGUCAGCUUCGAGAGACAACGGGACAAGAAAAUAGCAGUGCCGGAGGUGCAGCACCAAACCGAGGAACAGCGUUCGAGGCUGCUGGCGGAAUACCCGCAGAGCCGCCUGUACCAGCUGAAGAGGAAGUGCAACGGCUGCCAGGAGCAGGACCUCAGCCUGCUGGAGGGCGAGCUGGUGGCCCUGCUGGAGGACACCGACCCGUUCGGCAGCAGCAGUCGCUGGCUGGUUCACACCGGAGGUAGUCAAGGCUAUGUCUACUCCACGUUCCUGAAGCAGUACAACCCUCUGAGGGACUCACAGCGAUCGGGCCAGAAGGCCAAAGAGCAGCAGCAGCAGCCACAGCAGCAGCCGCCACCACCGCCUGUCAUGGUGGACGAGGACUUUGACGACUUCAGUCUGUUUGUGACUUCAGGAAGUGGCAGCAGCAGCCUGCGAAGCUUCAACCUGAAUACCACUGACAGCAGCUCCACACUCUCUGGUCUACAGGGGGAGCUGGAGAGUGCCGAGGACCUGGAGGUCACACUGGACUCAGAGGCACAGCAGUUUUAUGCCGUGUAUGCAUUUCAAGCCCGCUGUGACCAGGAGCUGACCCUGCAGGAGUACCAGCAUGUCCGCAUCCUGAAGUUCAGCGACCUGGGAGGCAAUAAGGAGUGGUGGUUGGCUGAGGCCAACGGACAAAAGGGAUACGUCCCGGCCAACUAUCUUGGCAGGAUGUCCUAUGCAUAAAAAACGAACCUGCCAGACAUUUCACAUUUUGGGCAUUGAGGUUUGUGCGUCAGUGUGACAAUAUUUAAUAAUGUGCAAAGCUGCUUUGUCCCUUACGGUUGAAUUUGGAUUUUCUGACACGUUACAUUUCUUCAGAAAUAAUUUUCAUUGGUAUCAAACCUAAAGUGUUGUAGUUGAAUCUACUCUGCAUCGAUAGUUAAAUAAUGGCACUUAGUACUGAACAGUGGCGAUAUGAGACACUGUGCUGGGCACUUUGUGGACUUCAGUGUUGUCGAGUUGAAAAUGAAGUGAUUCAUUCAUGAAGCAAAUUUUCUGUGUAAAUUGAAGUUUGUACAGAUUGAUUUAUAGAUGAAGUAUAUGUUACAAAUGAAGAGUUUAUAAUGAAAUAUAUGUGAAGCUUUCUACAGUGUUUUACAUCUAUUUGUCCUGAAAUGAAGAAAAUUAUUACAUAUUUUAUCACCUCCACUAUGAAUAAAUGUGACUACCAUGAUUGA